Messenger RNA from Anoplophora glabripennis (Asian longhorned beetle), 1538 nucleotides. RefSeq names its product mannose-1-phosphate guanyltransferase beta-like. NCBI's taxonomy places the organism in Eukaryota, Metazoa, Arthropoda, Insecta, Coleoptera, Cerambycidae. Gene Ontology annotation, molecular function: GTP binding; mannose-1-phosphate guanylyltransferase (GTP) activity. The record is from RefSeq and is a predicted model, not a curated record. Gene Ontology annotation, biological process: cell wall mannoprotein biosynthetic process; GDP-mannose biosynthetic process. Bases 350 to 1441 code for a protein of 363 amino acids. Gene Ontology annotation, cellular component: cytoplasm. The transcript is spliced from 2 exons.
AUCUAAUAAAAAUUUUUGAAUGUACCUUUAUAUUUUUUGUCGUAAACUGAUAAAAAGUACGGUAAGAAGAAUAUAUAGUAGUCAUAAUUGUUAAACAAACCAAUUGUGAUUCUAUAGAAGAAGAAUAUAACCUUUACUUUAAUUAAAAAGAUAACCUUUAAAUGACGCUACCACCUGUUAUCUCGAUUGUUAUCACAACAACGUAUUGUUAUACCAUAUUUUACAAUUAAUAUAGUGAUUAUCGAAUACAGAAACAAAUUUAUUGAAUAAAAGGUGACUAAUCGUUAGAUAUUAACUAUUGUGAUUCUAAGUACCAAAGAUUUGACCAAUUUCGUUCCAAGCUUACAAAAUGAAUGAACAGAAGAGAGCUUUGAUCCUAGUAGGAGGAUACGGCACGAGGCUGAGACCCUUAACGUUAAGUAGACCCAAACCACUUGUGGAAUUUGCAAAUAAACCUAUUUUACUUCACCAAGUGGAAGCUUUAGUAGAGGCCGGGGUCUCGGAAGUCAUCUUAGCAGUGUCGUACAGAGCAGAGCAAAUGGAGCAUGAGAUAAAAUUGGAAGCGGAAAAAAUGGGCGUGAACAUAAUUUUUUCUCACGAAUCGGAGCCCUUGGGCACAGCCGGUCCUCUAGCUUUGGCCAAAGAUAUACUUUCGAGGAGUUCGCAGCCAUUCUUUGUGCUUAAUUCGGAUAUCAUUUGUGAUUUUCCUUUUCGAAAUCUCUACGACUAUCACAUGAAACACGGCAAGGAAGGUACUAUCGUUGUAACCAAGGUAGAAGAACCUUCUAAGUACGGCGUUGUUGUUUACGACGAGAAUAAAUGUAUAGCUAGUUUCGUAGAGAAACCCCAAGAGUUCAUUUCGAAUAAAAUAAAUGCUGGUUUGUACAUUUUGAACCCUAGUGUGCUAAGUAGGAUAGAAUUAUGUCCGACCUCUAUAGAAAAGGAAGUUUUUCCUUACAUGGCAUCUGAUAAACAGUUGUUUGCAUUUGAGUUGAAGGGAUUUUGGAUGGAUAUCGGCCAGCCCAAGGACUUUCUUACGGGCAUGUGUUUAUACUUGCAAUAUUUGAGAAUUUCUGCUCCAAGUAAACUGUCAAAGGGUGAGGGGAUUGUGGGUAACGUUCUGGUGGAUCCGACAGCUAAAAUAGGUGCUAAUUGCCGUAUUGGGCCUAAUGUUACUAUUGGACCUGGAGUGGUAAUCGAAGAUGGCGUUUGUAUCAAACGGAGUACCAUCCUAAGAGACGCGAUAGUCCGUUCGAACUCUUGGUUGGAAAGCUGUAUCAUCGGCUGGACCUGUUCCAUUGGACGAUGGGUUAGAAUGGAAGGCAUCACCGUUCUGGGCGAGGACGUGAUCGUGAAAGACGAGACUUACAUAAACGGGGGUCAGGUGCUGCCUCACAAAAACAUAACGGUGUCCGUUCGAGAGCCCCAAAUAAUUAUGUAGUGUUUGGUUUUUAUCUUCAUCAUUGCUAGUGUAAAAUAUUUUAUAUUUUAUUGUUUUUAUUUAUAUAAUACAUAUUUAUAUAAAAAUUAAAAGAAAA